Messenger RNA from Bombina bombina (fire-bellied toad), 1797 nucleotides. It is a transcript of the gene VIPAS39, whose product is annotated as VPS33B interacting protein, apical-basolateral polarity regulator, spe-39 homolog. Gene Ontology annotation, cellular component: cytoplasm. The coding region runs from base 236 to 1714 and encodes 492 amino acids. The transcript has 21 exons. The record is from RefSeq and is a predicted model, not a curated record. Lineage: Eukaryota; Metazoa; Chordata; Amphibia; Anura; Bombinatoridae. Gene Ontology annotation, biological process: vacuolar transport; intracellular protein transport.
CGAGGAAGAAGAAGACACGUAAACUACAUGUCCCAUCGAACAACGGAACACAGCCUGGCAUACCCUGCUCUGAGAUUGUAGGAAAUGUAAGAAUGCAGAGAUGAUGUUACAAACGGCGUUGUAAGGAUUUCUGAGCCAGGUUACAGAACCUAAGGAACCGUGGGACGUAUUAUAGAGGUUUCCUGGUUCCUCAUUUAUUCUUACUGUUUGGAGGAAACACAAAACAGUUCUAAAGAUGUCCAGGGCUAAGGGUGAUGAGGAAGAGUAUUGGAACAGCUCCAAGUUCAAGGCUUUUACAUUCGAUGAUGACGAUGAUGAUGAACUUUGUCAGCUGAAGGAGUCAAAGAGAACAGUGAACAAUCUGAAAGCAAUUGUGGAUGAGGAGGAUGACGACCUAGACAAGUACAGCUGGAGUGGCGAACCUGUGGGAAGUAUAUCUUGGUCUAUCAGAGAGACUGCUUCAAGCAACCGUACAGAGACUCGAGAUCUUGCUCCACAAAAAUCCAAACCUGAGACCACCUCCUAUUCCCUCUCUAAACCUGGCUCCUCCUACUCACUUACCAGUUUAUUUAAAGGGAGAUCCAGACUUGGCAGCUUUCAAUCACUUUCUGAUGCUCUUUUAGACUCGAACAUCAAAAGUUUUGCACCAGAGCUUCGUAAACCAAAAUCUGAAUAUCAGGACUACAGUGGAGACUGGAGUAUUGAAGAAACCGUACGGCGCAUGCAGAGGGGGAAGGUGUGUCCCCUUGAGAGGUUCCGCUCAUUAAAGGAGAAGCUGUGGCUCCUCGAUGAAGCAGUCAGACUACACGAUGGCAACGUGAUCACAGCAGUUUUAAUAUUUUUAAGAAGGACAUUAAAUUCAGAGGUCUUAUUUCGGGAGCUGGUGGUCAGACAAGUAGCUCUGAGACAUUUCAUUCACUUUCUGAAAGAGACAUCAGAUCAGCAGCUGCUCCAGGAUCUCUUAAGGUUCUUGGACCGUGCUGAGGAGCUGGCUCUCUGCAAAUACCGUGAACAUCUGAACAUUAUGAGCGCUGAUGAGCGAAGAGAUUUUCUGAAAAACAAAUGUAUCAACCUACCUUUCUCUCCAGAGGACUCGUCUCACGUGCAGGAUCACUACACCUUACUGGAGAGACAGAUUAUCAUUGAGGCCAAUGACCGACAUCUGGAAGCUGCUGGACAGGAGCAGUUCCGCAAGCAUCCCAGGAAAGCAUCUCUGCUCUUCAUGCCUCUUGUUACAACCCUGUUCUAUGCCUGUAUUUACCACUAUACAGAAGGGGAGGGAACCUUCAGCAGCCCAUCUAACCUCCGGAAAACAUUCAAGAUUCCAGAGAAGUUGUAUGUACUUACAGCGCUGGCAGCUCGAGCAAAGCUCCGUGCGUGGCAUGAUGUGGACGCCCUAUUCACUACAAAGAACUGGUUGGGAUACACCAAAAAGAGAGCACCGGUUGGCUUUCAUCGUGUGGUGGAGAUUCUACAUAAGAAUGGAGCCCCCAUACAGGUGUUACAGGAAUACGUCCGGUUGGUAGAAGACACAGAAACCAGAAUAAAUCUAGGAACUAAGUACAAGUGUCACGAUGUGGUGAUCGAUACGUACAAAGACCUGAAAGAUAGACAUCAGUUAAUGGUUUAUCGCUGUAAAGUGGAAAGAGGAUCCCCUGAGGAGGAAAAGAUUGACUAUAUACUCAGUAAUACGCAAAUUAGGUGGAAAAACUGAUUUGGAAGGAUUCCUGUCUGAAUGUAAGAUCAACGCCAAGCUUUUGAGGAAAAAUGCCAAUAAAAAAUACAUUUUUAUUAGAA